AGCGGCAGGUAGGCGACACUGUGCCGAUUGAAGGCCCUCGCCAUGUGGACCCGCCUCGUCACUCUCGCCUGCCUGGCCACCGGCCUGCUGGCGGCGCCUGAGCGUCCGGAGGCCGGUCUCAGCUGCCCGCGGUCCCAGGGACUGUUCUCACACCCCACCGACUGCCACCUGUUCCUGCACUGCGACCAUGACCACCCCUACGUCAAAGAGUGCCCCGCCAACCUCCACUUUAACGCCAAGCUGAUGGUGUGCGACUGGCCCGAGAACGCCGGCUGCACGGGGGGCGCGCCCACCGACCCGCCGCCGCCUGACACCGACCCCGAGCCGGGCAUGGAGUGCGACUGCGAGUGCUGUCUGGAGCCCAACGCCGACGACUGCACCACCUACUACAUCUGCAAGGAUGGCAAAGCCUGGAAGGCUUCCUGUGCCCAAGGUCUGGUGUUCAACCCCAACAUUGAUAACUGCGAUCUGGCUUCCAACUACAAGUGUGAAGUGAAAUCCACUACGCCCAAGCCGGUCACUACGAAGGCUCCGACAACCCCGAAGCCGACCACCACCACUACCACCACCACUACCACCACCACCACUACCACCGUCGCACCCAAGCCCGACUUCGACUGUCCGACCAGCAACGGACUCUUCCCCAAUCCUGCCGACUGCCACACCUUCUACCACUGCUCCAACGGACACGCCUACCUGAAGGAUUGUCCCGCCAACCUCGAGUUCAACCCUACCCUGCUGGUCUGCGACUGGCCCGAGAAUGCCGGCUGCAACGGAAAGCCGACUGCUUCGCCACAGCCGCCUGCUCCUACCAAUCCUACUCCUUCAGAUUUCGACUGCCCAACCAGCAACGGAUUGUUCCCCAAUCCCCUGGACUGUCAUACCUUCUACCACUGUUCCAACGGCUACUCUUACCUGAAGGACUGCCCAGCUAAUCUGGAGUUCAAUCCGAAACUUCUGGUCUGUGACUGGCCCAAGGACGCUGGAUGUUCCGUCCAGCCUACUUCUUCGCCCAAGCCUAAAUCUACCACUCCCUCCGGUUUCGAUUGUCCGACUAGCAAUGGACUCUUCCCCAAUCCUGCCGACUGCCAUACCUUCUACCACUGCUCCAACGGACACGCCUACCUGAAGGACUGUCCCGCCAACCUCGAGUUCAACCCUACCCUGCUGGUCUGUGACUGGCCCGAGAAUUCCGGCUGUAACGGAAAGCCGACUACUUCGCCACAGCCUGCUCCUACCAAUCCUACUCCUUCAGAUUUCGACUGCCCAACCAGCAACGGACUGUUCCCCAAUCCCCUGGACUGCCAUACCUUCUACCACUGUUCCAACGGCUACUCUUACCUGAAGGACUGCCCAGCUAAUCUGGAGUUCAAUCCGAAACUUCUGGUCUGUGACUGGCCCAAGGACGCUGGAUGUUCCGUCCAGCCUACUUCUUCGCCCAAGCCUAAAUCUACCACUCCCUCCGGUUUCGAUUGUCCGACUAGCAAUGGACUCUUCCCCAAUCCUGCCGACUGCCAUACCUUCUAUCACUGCUCCAACGGACACGCCUACCUGAAGGACUGUCCCGCCAACCUCGAGUUCAACCCUACCCUGCUGGUCUGUGACUGGCCCGAGAAUUCCGGGUGUAACGGAAAGCCGACUACUUCGCCACAGCCUGCUCCUACCAAUCCUACUCCUUCAGAUUUCGACUGCCCAACCAGCAACGGACUGUUCCCCAAUCCCCUGGACUGUCAUACCUUCUACCACUGUUCCAACGGUUACUCUUACCUGAAGGACUGCCCAGCUAAUCUGGAGUUCAAUCCGAAACUUCUGGUCUGUGACUGGCCCAAGGACGCUGGAUGUUCCGUCCAGCCUACUUCUUCGCCCAAGCCUAAAUCUACCACUCCCUCCGGUUUCGAUUGUCCGACCGACAAUGGCCUCUUCCCCAACCCCGCCGACUGCCACUCCUUCUACCAGUGCUCCAACGGACAUGCGUACCUGAUGAACUGUCCCGCCAACCUUGAGUUUAACCCUACGCUGCUGGUUUGCGACUGGCCAGAACAUGCCGGCUGUGGUGGAAAGACGACCUUGAAGCCCACGACGGCAAAGCCCACAACGCCCAAGCCAGGUCCGGACUUUGAUUGUCCCAGCGAUGGCCUCUUCCCCAAUCCUGCCGACUGCCACACCUUCUAUCACUGCUCCAACGGACACGCCUACCUGAAGGAUUGUCCCGCCAACCUCGAGUUCAACCCUAACCUGCUGGUCUGCGACUGGCCCGAUAAUGCUGGCUGUGGUGGAAAGACGACGCUUCCUCCGAAGCCGACUUCAGGUCCCACGCCGAAGCCCACGCCGAACCCUGACAUCAUUUGCCCGAACGAGACUUGUGUCUGCAGGGUUCCGGACUCCACCGACUGCAACAAGUACUACCAGUGCAAGGACGGCAAGGCCUACCCCGACUCCUGCCCUGCCGGCCUGGUCUUCAACCCCGCCACCGAGGUGUGCGACUUGGCUGAAAACGUGCCGGGCUGCAAGCCCACCACCCCGCGACCGACGACUCAGAGGCCCACCACGAAGCCACCGGCUCCCGCGCCGACACAGCCGGCUCCGUCUGACUUCGACUGUCCGACCGACAACGGACUCUUCCCCAACCCCGCCGACUGCCACACCUUCUACCACUGCUCCAACGGACACGCCUACCUGAAGGAUUGUCCCGCCAACCUGGAGUUCAAUCCCACACUGUUGGUCUGCGACUGGCCCGAGGAUGCCGGCUGCGGUGGAAAGCCCACGCCUCCUCCGAAGCCGACGUCCAGUCCCACGCCGAAGCCCACGCCCAACCCGGAUGUCAUCUGUCCGAACGACACGUGUGCCUGCAGGGUUCCGGACUCAACUGACUGUAACAAGUUCUAUCAGUGCAAGGACGGCAAGGCCUUCCCCGACUCCUGCCCUGGCGGCCUGGUCUUCAACCCCGCCACCGAGGUGUGCGACUUCGCUGAAAACGUGCCAGCUUGCAGACCCACCGCCCCAAGCCCCACCACUCCGAAACCCACCACUCCGAAACCCACUACCCCCAAGCCCACCACAAAACCCACCCCCAAGCCGACCAAGCCCCCUAAGCCCGAUUCAGAGAGCAGCGAAGAGUCCGGCAGUGGAUCCGACAGCAGCGACAGUGACAGCGACGAGAGCGGAUCCAAGUCGAAGCACAGUGGAUCCAAGUCAAAGCACAGUGGAUCCAAAUCAAAGCACAGCGGAUCCAAAUCCAAGAAGAGCGGGUCCAAGUCCAAGCAUAGUGGGUCCAAGUCCAAGCAUAGUGGGUCGAAGUCGAAGCACAGCGGCUCGAAGUCCAAGCACAGUGGCUCGAAAUCGAAGCACCACGACUCCAAGUCGAAGCACCACGACUCCAAAUCGAAGCACAGUGGUUCCAAGUCGCAGCACCUCAAGCGCUCGGCCGAGCCGGUGCAGUCGUCGGCGCCGGCGAACUCUCGCCUGUACCGCAACCCGGACCAGGGCCGGAUCGAGGACGACGACGGAUUCCUGGAGGCGCAGUUCUGCCCGCGACCGACGGGCAAGUUCCCGUCCAGCCGGUGCCACUACUACUACCACUGCGUCGACGGCGUGCCCACGCUGAAGCGCUGUCUCCACGGCACGCGCUUCUACGCGCCCGACCAGCGCUGCAUCCUGGGAUCCUGCUGAGCUCGAGCGGACUCGCUGCCCUGCCGUUCGGUGUAAAUGCCAGAAUAUAAAACUUACUACCGUUUUGACCCCUCUAAGACUGAUCCUCGCUACUUUGCGAUGUAUUUUUCGAGAUGGAUGUUACAGCCUCUCACCUCGCCUUUCAUUUCUGUCACCAUUCUGCAGUGUAAGUUGUGUCUUUGUUGAUGAACUGCUUUGCUGAUCCAUUUGUUGUUGAAUAUAUUAGCGAUGCGCAUG
Molecule: messenger RNA, 3906 nt
Organism: Amphibalanus amphitrite
Lineage: Eukaryota; Metazoa; Arthropoda; Thecostraca; Balanomorpha; Balanidae
Product: cell surface glycoprotein 1-like
Exons: 8
Coding region: 43-3669 (1208 amino acids)
Cellular component (GO): extracellular region
Molecular function (GO): chitin binding
Source: RefSeq, a predicted model, not a curated record